Molecule: messenger RNA, 1294 nt
Organism: Nothoprocta perdicaria
Lineage: Eukaryota; Metazoa; Chordata; Aves; Tinamiformes; Tinamidae
Gene: RBFA
Product: ribosome binding factor A
Exons: 7
Coding region: 1-1005 (334 amino acids)
Biological process (GO): rRNA processing
Source: RefSeq, a predicted model, not a curated record
AUGUGGGGCCUGUCGGCGGUGUCGGCGGCGGCGCGGGCGGCGCGGGGCGCGCGGGCCCUGCGCACCUCGGCCGCGCUGCGCGGCUCCAGGAACCUGCUCAGGAAAAUGCUCCGCAAAACCAAGAAGAAGUUCUGGUAUGACAGUCCAGCCGUGGAGUCCAAGACGAUGUAUAAACCAACCAUGCUGGCCUCUGGAAUGAAAGUUGACCAGAUAAAAUUCAGGAAAGAAGAUACCAUACGCUGCAGAGUCUUGAAUAAUCUCAUUUAUAAAGCUGUGACAGAGAUGAUGAGUACCUGUGAAAUUAAUCAAGAACUUUAUGACCUCAAGCUAGAAAUCUGCAAGGUGUCCAUGGCGCCAAGGUUCUCAGCGUGUCGCAUUUACUGGAACCCUUUGUCCACCACGGAAAAAGAGAGCUAUGUUGAAGGCGUCCUGCAGAAGAGUGCUCCGCGGAUACGGUAUCUUCUGAUGAGUCAGCAGAUUGUAGGAAACGUGCCCCCAAUAGUAUUUAUAAAAGACAAAGAAGCAGCAGCUUUAAAAAAGGUUGAUGAAUUAUUGUCAAUUGCUGAUUUUGGACCGCCUGAAGAAGAAGAAAGCCUGCCUCUAAAUGAUUCCAGUAAACCAGGCUCUUCAACAACAGAAUCUGCAGAUUCACUCGUCCGGUCCAAUCUGUUUGGUAUUGAUCAUGAACUGCUGAAUAAGCAGAUAAUGGAGUACAAAAGGCUGAAAGUGUCCAGAGAACCAGAAGGCCUUGCCUGGAUGGAGCAGCAGGAGCAGCAGCUGUCUGUGAUUCAGAGGAAAAUGAGAAAGAAGAAGGCAAGGAAACCCUCUGAUGAUGACAUUACCCCACAGAGGUACUUACUGGACAAAUAUGAAGCUGAGGACUUGGAGGAGAGCACGGAGUCCGUCUCUGACUAUGAGCUGGAGUGUGAGCUGCAGGAGGAACUGAGCAAACUGGAGGCCAACGAUGGCGAAACUGAAAGUCAACCUACGGUUAAACUGAAGUGAAAAGGCUGUUCCUGUUAAAAUGGAGACCACCAAUGGCAAAAAAAGAGACCAAAGCCAAAAAAUGUGUGUCGUAGAUAUGGAAAGAUGUGUUGGAAACUAACAGGCUUGCUGUACCUGCUGAGGUUUGACAGCAGAAGUUACGUAAGAAGAAUGACUGAUGUUGGCGAUGCUCUGCUAAAAAUCUUUCAAGUUGCUGCAUAUGCAGGAAUUUCAGCCAGAGAACAGUUUCCUAACAACAAAAUAUACAUUGGGCAGCACUGUGAGUUAAAAUUUCUUGCAAUUUUGUUGG